CUUCCUGUCAUUCAACACCAACAACACUGCGGAAGAGUCAGGAAAGUUUCACCUCCUGCUCCUCCUCCUCCUGCUCCUCCUCCUGCUUAUUUAUCGUCCACAGACAGAGGAAGAGGACCCUGAUCGAUCAUAUGAUGAUGAUGGUUAACAGGGUUUUUCUCAGAUCUGUGUGUUUUCAGUGAGUCUCCUGCAGGACUUGGUGCGACAUGGCUCUGAGCUGCCAGGACUGGAUGUCAGAUCUACCCGAGGAGCUGUGGGACACUCCUCUGACAGACCUGGCCAUACCUGGGAGCCAUGACGCCAUGAGUUAUUGUCUGGACAUAAACUCCCCCUUGGUCCCGUCUGAAUCCGACUUUUUCAGGCUCCUGGACGGACUUUUCUACUGUUUUACCAGGCCGACCAUUUUUAAAUGGGCUACAACACAGGACAAAACCAUCGAGGAGCAGCUUUCGAUGGGGAUUCGGUACUUCGACCUCCGUGUUGCACACAAACCCAGUGACUCAUCCAACGACUUGUACUUCACACACGUCAUAUACACACAUUUAACAGUUUUGGAGACGCUGGUGUCUGUUGCCGCCUGGCUGGAGUCUCACCCAAAGGAGAUUGUUAUCCUCGCUUGCAGCCACUUUGAAGGAAUCGACGACAAACUCCAUCAUGCCUUCAUUUUCUCCCUGAAGAAGCUGUUCGGCUCAAAACUCUGCCCACAGAAGGAAGCAGUCCUGACCUUGCGGAGUCUUUGGGCAUCUGGUUACCAGGUCGUCCUGUCCUACGACUCCCAGACUGCAGCGAGACAUCCGGAGCUGUGGCCUGCUAUCCCGUACUGGUGGGCCAACCAGCGCACAGCACAAGGAGUGAUCAAUUACCUGGACUGGAACAAAGAUAUUGGACGUCCAGAGGGUUUCUUCGUCUCCGGCCUGAACCUGACGGCUGACAGAUUUUACAUCACUGAGAACCGGAAGCAAUCCCUGCGGACGCUGACCUACAGUAACUGGGAGUGUUUGAGGACUUGGCUGGAGGAGCAGAAACCGGGUUCGGACCCCAAGAGCCUCAACAUCAUCGCAGGAGACUUUGUGGGUCCACUUCCACUCUGCUCUCUGGUCAUUGCACUGAACCAAAAACUCCUACGGAAGAACGCCAGAUAGAUAAAAAAAAUAUUUUAUUUCAC
Molecule: messenger RNA, 1165 nt
Organism: Larimichthys crocea (large yellow croaker)
Lineage: Eukaryota; Metazoa; Chordata; Actinopteri; Sciaenidae
Gene: plcxd1.2
Product: phospholipase C, X domain containing 1, tandem duplicate 2
Exons: 6
Coding region: 207-1142 (311 amino acids)
Biological process (GO): lipid metabolic process
Molecular function (GO): phosphoric diester hydrolase activity
Source: RefSeq, a predicted model, not a curated record